CUGGUGAAAAACAGACACAUGGGAGGCUUGUAACAAACAUGCAGAGUGCAGAACAGAGAGAGAGCGAGAGAUUCCUGCACUGUAGAAAAUUAUGAAUGUUAAGUUGAUAACUGAAUCAGAGAAUCUGCAGUAAGUGAUGAGUAGGAAGAUGCAGUGUGAGUCUGUGUCACUGCUCUCGCCCAUCACAGCCUUGCAGUUUAUGGGAGACAUCCUUCUCUCAGGUGAAGGAGCCAGUGUAAACCUUUACACUUUGAAUUCGGCAAAUGGCUACGAGAGAAAGUUUUCUUGCAAUGUGCUUCGAAACUACUGUGUUCAUGGCAUCAAGCCAUGGCCCCUACAGAUGGAAACAAGCAGCUCACGGCUGGCAGUAUUUGGCGCAAAAGGCCUCAUCGUGCUUGAGCUUGAAGUGUGUGCCAAAAGGCCAAAGCUGCAGAGGGUGGGGCAGCUUCACGAACUGCACGACUGGAUUUGGGACCUUCAGUGGCUAGAGAGUGACUGUGAAUUGGACUUGUAUUUUGGCCUGGCUCUUGGGCACAACUCUGUGGUUCUGUGUGACUACAAGGCAGGAAGGACCUUGCGUGAAGUGCACUGCGAUGUCAAAUGCAUCCUGUAUUCUGCUUGCUUUGUGGGUCACAGUUGGGAUGAACUAGUUUUGAUUUCUGGAACUGUCUUUAACCAACUUGUGCUGUGGCGAAUGGAGGGUCCCACUAAUGAGGAUGGUAGGGUGCAAACAGAAAGACGCAUUAGCGGGCACAGUGGAGUCAUUUUCAGCAUUCAUUACUUGGAGAAGAAUGGUGUUCUAGCCUCGGCCUCAGACGAUAGAAGCAUAAGACUCUGGAAAGUUGGGAACUUGCGCCAGGUUCUGAAGAUUGGUGAUGGUGGGGUAGAUUCUGUACAGUGCCUUCUACAGUUAUAUGGGCACCAGUCCAGGGUCUGGUCUGUACGGCUCCUGGAAGAUCGCAUUAUCAGCAUCGGGGAAGAUUCUACUUGCAUUGUGUGGAGCUACGAUGGAGAGAUCAUUGACUGUUUUAAAGGACACAAAGGGAGGAGUGUGAGAGCACUGGCUGUUAAUGAAGAUAGGGGCUGGUUGGUCACUGGAGGAGCAGAUUCGGGUAUCAGGUUGUGGAAAAUUCAGAGGAAAAAAGCAGAAGGUGUGGCCGUGACUCAACUCAAAUUUGGUGAAAUCGGGAAAAUGGGAACACCGAAAGCUUUGACAUUGGUUGACCCAACUCUUCUCUUGGUCAUGACUGAUGCUGGAAGUAUCUACAGCUAUUGCCUGGUCUCUGGUCAAUGGAAACUCAUCAUGGAAGAUGCAAGUUACCAGUCGUACAGCUUGUUAGCAGUCAGAAGGCAAGACGGCGGCUGUGUUAUUUGUGCAGUUGGGAAUAUUGACGGCUGGGUUAAAAUAUUCACCCUUUGUGAACCUGCGGAGAUGGUGGAGAAUCAGGUGCACCAAGGGAAAGUCCACAGUCUAGGCUGGGCCUCCCAAGAAUGGCAGAGUCCAGACAAGUGCCACCUUUUCUCCUCAGGCGCUGAUGGCAUCAUGAUCUGGUGGGUGGUUUCCUGCAAGGGGGACCAUGUGGCCUCUGUGGCAGAGAAAUGCCGUUACCUCCUGCCGUUGUGCAAGCACAGGUGGCACACAAGCGUGGCGUUCCUGUCUGAGCCCCAACUUCUGGUUUGUGGAGACCGCCGUGGCUCCUUGUUACUGUACUCAUGCACUGGGAGAGACCAGGACAAGCAGCAAAGGCUCAACACAGGGAGUGCGGAUGCGGCGGCCUCGAAAGAUACAGCAGAAAGAUUUCCCGAGGGCAGACUCCGACAUGGUUCAACUGAGAUCGCCGGCCAGCUUGACUGUGAGGAGCCACUUUCCAUUUUGCCGGGACUGCAUGGAAAAUUGGGCGUGACGUCAGUUCUGUUUCACGAUGGUUUUGUGUACAGCACCGGACGGGAUGGCUACUAUCGUCAGCUUACCGUCGAAGACAAAAAGCUAAAAUUGCUGAGGAGUCAGAGAACUUGCAAGGGGAUGGAGUGGAUCGAACGACUGCUCGUGACGCCUGAGGGUGUCCUCCUCCUGCUUGGCUUCCAUUCCACCAACUUUGUCCUGUGGAAUGCCAAGACCAGUGAGAAGGUACUUUGCAUCCCCUGUGGUGGAGGUCAUAGGUCAUGGAGCUACUGCAGUUCCCCAGCCAGUCAACUCUUUGCUUACAUCAAGUCAGGCGACAUCUUCAUCUGCCAAAGCAACUCAGGCGACUGCUCCCAGACAGUCAUUAAGGAAUGCAUGCACGGCCGUGAACUUACCUGUGUGAAGUUCGUCAAAAGGCUCAGUUCAUCAGCUGAUGGACCCAUAAGUAUCGUGGCUACAGGCAGCGAGGACACAACAGUGAAUAUUUUAGCCAUUUAUGAAAGCUCGGGCCAUGUGUCCAAGCUGACAACGGUUGAUGACCACAUCUCCAGUGUGAGGACCAUAGCUGUCACUGGAAGCUGCCGAGCUGUCACGGGCGAUAAUCGCUGCAGCUCCUCAUCUGUAUUAUUCUCUGCUGGCGGCAGAGCUGAGCUGCAAUCUUACCGCCUCCUUAUUCAACAUGUCGAUGCUGGUGCACCUCUCAGCUGUCAAGUGGAGCAUCUGGCUUCUCACAGGUUGGCUGAAGACUGGGAACAUAAGAAGAACAGGCACAGGAUGCUAAAGAUGGACCCCGAGACUAGGUACAUGUCCAUUGUGGUGGUGGACGCUGGGGCGAAUUUCGGGACAGCCUCCAUCUCCUUCCGUCAUUUCCUGGCUGCAGCCUGCAGCGAUGGAUCCGUGAGGCUCUUUCUUGUCGACGAAUGCAAGAGGAAGAUCAUUCUCCUUGCUGAAUCUUUCUACCAUCAGCGGUGUGUGCUAAAGCUGCAGACCUUCACAUUUCAGCCAACCACAAGAGGGCA
Molecule: messenger RNA, 2922 nt
Organism: Rhincodon typus (whale shark)
Lineage: Eukaryota; Metazoa; Chordata; Chondrichthyes; Orectolobiformes; Rhincodontidae
Gene: wdr6
Product: WD repeat domain 6
Exons: 4
Biological process (GO): tRNA methylation
Cellular component (GO): cytoplasm
Molecular function (GO): protein binding
Source: RefSeq, a predicted model, not a curated record